Molecule: messenger RNA, 399 nt
Organism: Arachis stenosperma
Lineage: Eukaryota; Viridiplantae; Streptophyta; Magnoliopsida; Fabales; Fabaceae
Exons: 2
Coding region: 1-399 (132 amino acids)
Molecular function (GO): zinc ion binding; nucleic acid binding
Source: RefSeq, a predicted model, not a curated record
AUGGUGGUAGAUUUGGGGAAGCAUACUUGCUCCUGCAGGUUUUGGCAGUUGACAGGAAUGCCUUGUAUGCACGCAAUAUCAGCCAUUCAAGAAAAAAAUGAUAAGAGGCCUGAGGAGUAUUGCCACGAAUGGUUGAGCAUAGAUGCGUACAGAAGAACAUACCAAUUCAAUGUUAAUCCUGUCAAGGGACAAGAUCUAUGGGAGAAAACUGGUUCUCCUGCACCUGUUCCACCUCCUAUCAAACCUAAACCAGGCAGACCAACAACAAAUAGAAGGAAGGACAAGGAUGAAGGACCCACUGGCACGAAGACAAAAAUGAAAAGGAAGUAUGCUCCAAUUCGGUGCAUGUACUGUGGAGAGGUGGGCCACAACAAGAGAACUUGCAGCAAGAAAAAGUAA